Molecule: messenger RNA, 6373 nt
Organism: Caenorhabditis auriculariae
Lineage: Eukaryota; Metazoa; Nematoda; Chromadorea; Rhabditida; Rhabditidae
Source: the annotation of a GenBank genome assembly
AUGGAACACAAUAAUUGCGGUGGCGUAACGAAAAAAAAAGACGUAGGCUGGGAGUUAGGCAAAAUCCUCCGGCGACCCCUCAUCAGAACGGCGUCGACGUCUACAAGGAUGAAGACGUCGCCGACGAUGGACCGAAACCCUCAAUCCGACACGAGACGCGGAUUUGUGAUGACGGUUCAGUCACUCUUCUAUUCUUCCUCUUCCGGAGAACUCUCCCUUUUUUUCUCAAUCAUUUUUUUUUUUUUGAUUUUUUUGAUUCUUUUUUCUCUUCGAACAAAUGUCGGUAUUUACACUGAUGCAACGUAAUUUCAUUAUAGUCUACUCUACUAACUAAUAAUUUUUGUGAAAGUUUGCAAAUCUCUGAAAACUGAUUGAAAACAAACUGAUUCCUUAAAUGAUAGCCUAAGCCUACCAAGUUGAUUCAUCAUAAGCAUAACGAAAUUUUAUAAUAUCAAGCAAUCGGAUCUUAAAACUCUUUAUAUUUGUUCUUUUAAAAAUAAUUUUGCGAAAAAAUUAUCGCAUCAAAAAUUACUUUAAUAAAAAAUAAGACCAUUUUCUACCGAACUGUGUGAAUGGGCCAUUGAAUAACAGUAAAAGUAACCAAUUGAAGUUUUAAAAAUUGAAGUUUAGUGAAGAAAAAGUUGAGGUCUUUAGCUAGAAGCAAAAAGCUCUCUUGACUCUCUUGUCUAACGGACUGUAUUAUAGAAUCUAUUACUAUUCGAAAAAAUCUACCUCGUGUUUGAGCAAAGGCUAUUCUGAAAAGUUUGCUACACCGUUUUUCGUCCUCACGACAACACCAGGAGGAAGACCAACUGGAACAAACCAGCUUCAGUCUCACCUUUUUAUUCUUUUUCCCACUUCCUUUUCUCACUGUUAUAUCCUUCGACCUUAUUCCAUCCAAACCGACUGAACAAAAACUGUUUGCUUUAUCGCCUCGUUUUACUGACCCGAGGAGCGAGUUAUGAACGGCGCCGCGGUGGACCUCACUUAGUAGUCCUAAUUUUUGCUUUCGACGCCCUAUAAAUGUGCUUGAGACCCGAGUUGUUAACGGAGGUUAUGGCAUUCUUGGCCCAAACCGUUCCUGGAACUAACUUUUUUCUGAGUCCAAGCUUUUUUUUUCAGUUUUUCUGUGUCUUAGAAUUUUCAGUGGUAAUUUUUUUUACAAUUUACUGAUCAAAAAUUGUUCUGUGACUGCUCUUUUUGCGUUUUUCACAAUUGCAUAAGUCGCGAGAAUUGUCAAAAAGUCGAUAAAAGUGAAUAGUUCCUUUUUUUGACGAAAAUGGCUUAAAUCAUUCUUUGAGCCAUUCCCAGCUUUAAAAACUCUAUUUAUUAAGCACCUCAAAUUUUUUAGACAUUGAAACUAGAAGAUGUUUUUCUCAAACCUCUUUGAAAGUAUAGGCUAAAUCCAUUUUAUCAUUUGAAGUUCACUUCUUUUCAUUUCAUGGAACAAAUAGAUACAUUCGGCAAAUUAUUUUCAGAGGCCAUAUGGAAUUAGAAAAAAAGGAUAAAGCAAAAGCUCCUCCAACUGAUUGUAAAAUUUUUUCGAAUUCUCAAAGUUUACUUUGCUGAAAAAGUGUCCCUUUUUAUAUUUUUCUCUUCAUCUAGCAGCCAUCGGAAUGUCAUCUCAUUGCUCAUGUUAACGUCCAACUUUCACAUUCCCAGCCAGCCAAUCCGAUCCAAUUUUUGCAUGGUGCCCUUUCACCUUGUCGCCCAACGCCUUCCCCUCAAAAACGCGAGGGAAACCCCGCCUCCCCCGGUCGCUUUCUUCCGCCGAAAUCUCGACAAUCCUUCUCAUAUCGCUUCUUGUCCUUCUACUCUUACCCUUUCCUGAAAAUUAAAAAUCACCUAGAAAUAUUCAGAAGACGUCCGAUGAGGACGCUGACGACCUUGACGUUGGCGUUGUUCUGGUGCUUCGGCGUCGCCUCGGGUCAUGCUAUUCUGGAAAAUUAUGAGCGGAAGUUGAACAAAAUCCUACAGACUUCUGGCACAAGGACUGUUAAGAGGUAAGUCGAAAAACUACCCUCUUUCUCAGAAAGUUCCAUAACUUUGUCUCUUUUUUUUUAACUUCGAGUGAAUUCUUUGAAGAGAAUCUUGAAAAUUCUCCAUAUUUAGAGAGCUUUUGUUUUCUAUGAUGUGAGAAAUUUCAAGGACUUAAUUCGAAAACUGAAGAAAAGUCCAUCUGAACAGAAAAGUGUUGAGUUUCCUUUAUUCUACCUUCCUAGCUUUCAAGAGAAAAACAACAACUUUUUUUCAAAAUAUUCCACUCGAUAACUUCCAUCACAUUAUCAAACUUCUCAACCGAUUUCUUCAGUUGAAAAAUUUCCUAUUAAUAUACUCUUUAGAUUUAAAAAAACAUUUUUUAAAAUUUUUUUCUAUUUAUUUCAAAAACUUUUUCAAAAUGUUUCAUUUCUCUUUUUUUAUUUUUCAUUGAAUGGAAACCAAGUUUUGUUCCUCCACGACUUUCCUUCUUCGAAAAGUCCGAAACUCCAAAAAAACACGACCAACCUUGAAAGAGACUAUUUCGACAAAUCAACAAUGUUUAUCUUGGCAGAAAAAGCCGCGAAGAUCGCGAUAAGCAACUCGCGAAAUCGGGAUAUUUCUCCUUUGUUUCCUUCACUUUCCGAAACCUGCAACUCAUUUAUCAUAUUCCAAAAAUAACGGAGGAAUCAAAUAAAGAUUUCCGUUUGACGAAAUCGGGAAAUUGAUAGAAAAAAAUAAGAUGUUAAAAAAAGAAAAAUUAAACAAUGAUUUUUUUAUGUUUUUUUCUCCCACCGCCAGUCGGAAAAUUUUUUUAGUUAAAAAGUUGCAAUUGUUAAACUUUGAGAAAAGAAUGAAAAAAAUUGAUAAAUUUUUUUGAAGAAAAAAAUGUUUUUCUGUUUUGCGGGCUUGAUGGCAGCUCACACAUCGACGCAAAAAGGUACCGCUACGCGCAAGUUUGUGGAUAAUAACUUUUUUUCUUCUAACUUCCAAAAAUUUUUUUAAAUCGAGAUAUAGUAUAAAAAAAUUUGCUAUAGAAAUUUUAAAAAAAUAAAUCAAAUUUUUUUUGCGUUUGUGAAUCUUUUAAACCUGAAGAUUUUCUUAAGUUCUUUGUGAUCAAACUAAGUGCUAGCAUUCAUUGCAUGUUAGCAUGCUAACACGGAAUUAAUUUGCGAAACGCUCUCAUUAAAAAAAUAAUGAUUUUUUUAAAUAUUUUUUUAAAUUUAUUUUACAAUUGUGAUUUUUCAUGUCCUUCUCUGCUUUUUUUCAUGCUUAUAAAUUUAAUGUUUUUCAAGAACUUCAAAUCUUGUUUUUUCUUUUCUAUUUUUCAUUUAAGUUGACAUCAAAACUCAAAAGAAAUAAUAAUAAAAUACCUCCAAAAGCGAUUUCUGACCCAAAUAUGGCCCACACGCACGCGAGGCUAAUUCGAUUUGGUUGGUUUCAAGGAGGACAAAAAAAAAAGAAGUUUUAUGAGCCGGCUUAUAAAUGAACAUAAAUCCAUCAAGGUCGCCGCAAUUAGUUCGUUCCUCUCUUUUUUCGUCCUCUCUUUGCUUUUCGACUUUUUCCUUUAAUUUGUGACCGCGGGCGGUGUGUUUUUUAUUACAUUUUCUCCGUUGGAAAACGACUCCGUAAUUGUCACCACGGACGACUUGACCAACGAGAACCGUUGUGACUGGAAUUUUUCUGACUUCAACUUCUGGAAAUUGCUUUUCACAUCCAUAUUCGCUCAUGGCUUUUGGUGAAAAAGUUUUUUCUUUGAAGACAUACUAAAAUAAUCGGUAUCUAAGAGAAGUGUUGCUUUCCUGAAAAAAAAACCCUAUUCCUCUUGGUUAUUUUUCAGCAGCAUUUUUUUUCAGCUUUUUCUUCCAUCUCCAGCCUGAAUUACACAGUAACCGACUUUUUCAAUACCGUGGAUUCCAGGUACAAAUGCGUGGAAGAGUACGUGACAUUGGAUGAUGAUGGAGUUACGGUGGAUUCUCGAAGGGGCGCUCCUUUCCUGACUAGCCGAUUUCCUGGCGGAAAAUUGACUCAAACGACUGUGAGUUUCAAAGUAACUGUUCUACUAAGAUGAUUCAUAGAACUUGAUAUUUUGCAAAAAAAUUUUUGAACGCUCCCUGAAAAAAGAUAUUGAAAAAGAAUCUGUGGAUCUAGACUUUAUUACAGUAAUAGUCAUGCUUUAUACCAACAUCUUACAGAAACCCGAGCACGAAUACGCCACGUCAAGCAUUCGUAGAAAGCCUAGUAAACGGACGAAACCAUCAAAACGCCGAAAGUACAAAGCCUCUGAAGUCUUACCGAUCGUUCGUUUAUUUGAAGUUUCUUGAUUUCAUAGCUCAAAAGCUUCAGGACAUGAUUCCCUCAACUUCAUCCUCCACAACGACGACGACGACGACGACAGAAGAACCGACGACGUCUCCAACGACUUCAGUUCCUUUUGAAGAACUCGACGACGCCGAUGCAGACCGACUCAUCGAGCAACUCUACUUGAAUAAUGUCGUUAGUUUCUCAUAUUUCGAAUUCAUUCAAAAAAUGAAAGAUCUCUUCAGAAUGACGUCCCCCAAACCGCUGACGUUCCUCCAACUUAUUCAACAAUUUCCGAAAAAACAACGGCGACUGAGCCUCCGAAAUCCGCAUUGAACCCACUGAAACCUCAGAAAGUGAAAAAAUUGUGGGUUUUUCCUCUGAAAUAUACCGAAGGGAUGUCAUUUUAGUUGAAAAAUUAGACUUUUCUAUGAUUUUUUUAAACUAUCCCUGAAGGACAAGAUGAAGUUUAUUUCUAAUAGCUACCUCCAAUAAUUUUGAGCUUCGAAUUAAUGUUUUCAGGCCUGAUAUACUGUUAAAAGCGAACUUUGAAAAAUCGCAUCUUUCAAAAAUUUUGCACACACAAGUAGCGACUAUGACAGUGUCCAUCAGGACUUUCAGAAUGUUUUAGUAAAGUUUCAGAAAACUCUAUGCCUUUUUUAAACUUCCAGCCUUCAUGUUGUUCAUAUUACAGGCAUCCCGAAAUUAGACGAGCUCCGCCCUCUACCUUGUCUUCCGCCGCAGAUUCUCGAGAUGCCGAUGACAUCGAACAAGACGACGAAGACUCCUACGAGCGGACCAAGCCGAAACGCGUUUUUCCGGUUUGAAAACAUCCUUUGUUACUGAAAAUGAAGCAGGAGAAGCUUCAGAUGUCGAACGCCAUUUCCGACGACGAGGCCUACGACUACUAUGAAGACGUCAUGUACUACCGGCGGCCGAUGUCGCGAAGAGCUUAUCGUAAGUAACACUAAGUAGUCAAGAACUUUAAAAAUAGGAAAAAGUUGAUGAAUGGGAUCGGGGUUGAAACUAUGAGGAAUGAGUCAAUAUAAAAAGACAUUGUAAGACAUCGGAAGACUUUGCAGCACCACGACUCCGCCGAAGACGUCCCUUGAUCAUUGGAGACUCGUCAAGCGACGCCGACAAGCACAACCACGUGGUGAGCGCCAUUUUGGUGCCUUUUUGACAUUCACCGCUGGCUUGAAACGACACUUGAAGAGGGCCUCACUAAAGUUCAGGAGAAUUUUGUCAGUUUCAUAGGAGAAAUGCUCGAAAAAUUUUUUUUUUUUUCAAAGCUUUUAUCAAUCAGAGCUUCGCUUUUGAAAUCAAUGUUUUAAAAAAAAUUCUCACUCGGAUUCGCUAGUGCAGGCUAGUUUUCACAGGGAAUUCUUCAGCCCCGGGCUGAAAUUUUGAUGAAACUCUGUUCAAGUGUACUCUAGGAAAACUGGGAAAACGUUUCCUUGGGAGUGAAUUACAAAGAGCAGCUCUUCAGACGCACGACCUGCACCCGCUGCGACCGAUGAAGCGUCUGCGGCAUCAGCGACGGAUCAAGCCGUACCGCCCCCGCUCUCACGACGCAGCCCCCAUCACUACCACGGACAUGUAUCCGCCCCCGAUUCCUCAGACGCCACCGGCCUCGCAGGCGCUUCCGCCCAUUUCAGUGAGCACGACUUCUGGAAGCCCGAAUGAGACAUUCUGUUUAAGGACGCUGCUCCUGUUCAAGAGAUGCAGGAGGCGACCCCGGAGAGCUGCGCCAAGAUUGGCGUCCUCGCCAAACGGUUCGGCAUCACCGACGUCUCGACCUGGGCUCGUAGCAAUUGCAGUUUCUUACAGGUACCGUAUUAUUUAUCUGAAAAUGACCAUUCUCAUUAUGAAAUGACGUCAUCUACCAUUUCCUUCUACUCCAAUCACAACAAAACUUUAAGUUUCACCUCAAAAAUUUUUCUUCAGAUCUUCAACUGGCCGUAUUUCUCAUGAAAAUAUCUCUGAAAACCCAAAACACAGUAACCAGUUCAAAUUACAGAUGUACGCUCCAAACGCCAGUUGCGCCUUGAUCUACCACUUUAUCGACUCGUGCCAUCAGAAAAAGUUCAUUUGA